Molecule: messenger RNA, 2181 nt
Organism: Apaloderma vittatum (bar-tailed trogon)
Lineage: Eukaryota; Metazoa; Chordata; Aves; Trogoniformes; Trogonidae
Gene: INCENP
Product: inner centromere protein antigens 135/155kDa
Exons: 15
Biological process (GO): meiotic spindle midzone assembly; metaphase chromosome alignment; positive regulation of protein serine/threonine kinase activity
Cellular component (GO): meiotic spindle midzone; kinetochore; chromosome passenger complex
Molecular function (GO): protein serine/threonine kinase activator activity
Source: RefSeq, a predicted model, not a curated record
GCUAAAACGUCUGCAAGGAGCUCGGAGGUUGUUCCUGAGAGCCGCCCUGUGCAGCAAGUGGAACAGAAGGUUCCCCUGGUAGAGAUCAAUGUCAGCAAUCAUCUUAAUGCUAAGCUGUGCUUCCAGAAGAGCACAUCUAAACCAGCAGCGAAGCUCAACACGAGCGUCCUGAGCCCAGACGAUGUCCCUCUCGAGGAGAGCGUGCCUGCAGGCUCUGAGCUGAUAGUCCCUCAAACCCCUGAGGCAAAAGAUGGGGGAGAAAGCGAGGCCAUGUCUCGGCUGAAGUUUUUUAAUACAACAGUUAUUUUAAGCAAAGAGCCUGGGCCAGAGAAUUCGGAUGAUGCUACUCGAGUACCAGAGGGCUCUGAGCAGGAGCCCCCACAGUGUGUUAGGGACAGCCCGGCCACACCCACGCGUUCUCGCCUCAGCCGUCGCUCCGUGCGCAGGAGCCUGUUGGGCAAACCUUCGGCCACUCGCAGAACCUCCCUGGCUGAGAAAUACUCACUGGCCAGCAGGAGGGAGAGCGCAAUCCGGAGAUCGGUCACCAAGGCAAUGGCUAAGAAGAAGGCAGCUCGGAAGUCGUCCCUGUCCUCUAGCUGCAUGGAUGCCUCCAGCUCUGGAGAGGUGCCAGAGAAUGAAGAAACAGUUGUCAAAACUGGGCCUCCUCCUGGACCUUGUACCCCCUCCGAAUUGGAUCCCCAAAGUCCACGCAUGUCACUUCGCUCUCGAGACAUCUGCAGAAACGAGCAGCCGCAGCAGACGAGCAGCAACGAAAGCAACUUAAAGAAGAAUGAGGAGACCCAGGAGCCACCCCAGAGUGCCAGGAGAAAGCCAAGUUACAAAAGAGCUGUGGAUGAGCGCUAUGACCAUCAGCAGGCAGAGGAGGGAGGGCUUUCUCCUCUCAGAAGAAAGACCCCAUCCCCGACCUUUCCAGCCAGCAAGGUUGUGCGUCCUUUCAAAACGUUUUUACACACCGUGCAGAAGAACCAGCUCCUCAUGACGCCCUGCUCUGUGGGGAGAAACGGAGUGAUCAAAUCUUUUAUCAGAUACAACACUCCUCUCCAGUCCAAUCCCAAGGAAAAGGAGAGGCAGAAGGUAGAGACUCUGAGGAAAAAGCAGGAAGCUGAGCAGCUGAGAAAACAAAAACUGGAGGAAGAAAAGAAACGGCGACUGGAAGAAACAAAGCUGAAGCGUGAGGAGCGCCUGCGCAAGGUGCUGCAAGCUCGCGAGCGGGCAGAGCAGCUGGAGGAAGAGAGGAAAAGGCGCAUCGAGCAGAAGAUGGCUCUGUUUGAUGAGAGGACUGAGAAGGUGCGGGAAGAGAGGCUGGCAGAAGAGAAGAUCAAAAAGAAAGCAGCUGCCAAGAAAAUAGAAGAAGCAGAGGCCCGGCGCCGGCUUGAUGAAGAGGCCAGAAAACAGAGAGCGCUGAAGCAGGAGGAGGAGGAACGUCGGCACAAGGAGCUGAUGCAGAAGAGGAAGGAAGAGGAGCAGGAACGUGCCAGGAAGAUUGCGGAGCAGAGACAGGCAGAACAGGAGAGAGAGAAGCGGCUGGCUGCCGAGAGAGAGCUGGAGAGGAAGAGAGAACAGGAGAGGAUCCAGGCAGACAAGCUACGUGAGCAGCAGGAGAAGGCUGCUCGCCUGCAGAAAGAAGCGGCUGCUAAAGAACAGCUCCCUGAGGAGACAGAGAAGAAAGCACAGGAGGAGCAGAGGCUAGCAGAGAUGGAGAGGCAGGAGCAAGAGCAGAAGAAACUGCCAGAAGAACAAAAGGCCACAGAUAUAGCCCAAACACAGCAGCUAGAAAACAAAGAGAAUUCACCUUCCUGCAGCUCAUAUGAGAUGACUCCACAAGGCCCUAAAGUCCCAAAGGCCCCCCUGGUAAAUCCGAACGACUAUGGCAUGGACCUGAACAGCGACGACUCUACUGAUGACGAAAGCCAGCCUCGCAAGCCUGUCCCUGCCUGGGCCACAGGGAAUCAGCUUAGCCAGGCUGUAAUCCGCCAGUACUACAACCCCCCCAACAUCGAUGAGAUCUUCGGGGCGAUCGCGAGCCCUAAGCUGGAGGACAUCUUUUACAAAAGCAAACCGCGCUACUUCAAGCGCACGAGCUCUGCGGUGUGGAACACGCCGCCCUUCUCGGGUGCCGCAUCGGGUGUGGAUGCGUCCUGCAGCCUCAAAAAGUACUGA